GAAAAAUAUUUGAACGAAUCUGAAUGUGCAUGUGAUGAUGCAACCAAACGCGCAGCAAUUUAUUUUCCGCUGCUGUAAAAUAACUUGCAAACCUAUCCAUUGCGCAGGUGCGCCAUACCUGGCGCAGAUGCGACGCCAUAUUUCAAUUUCUGCGAAAAAGUGACGCCGGUUGCGAAAUUACUACGUAUAGGGCAUUGACUACGGCUCCAGGAUUUUCCUAGAGCCGUCCUGCGUUUUAUUUUUUAACUUAGGAUUAACUUAUAAAUUUUGUAGGAUGUACCGGGGACGCGGCGCCGGAGGCCGCGGUGGCCGGCCGUUUCCCCUGCGCGGCGUCCGACCCGUCCAGAUGAAGCCCGGCCGCGGCCGCCCGGUCGGACCGCCCGGCUUCUCUCCCAGCCGCGGGCCGCGGCCGCUGCUGGAGCCCGGCUGGGCGCCGCGGCCGCCGCCACCUCCUCACAUGAUGCGCGGCAUGGGCCCGCGGCCGCCGCCGGCGCCCUACGCCUCGCCGAUGCGCGGCCGCGGCGGACCCCCGAGAGGCCGCGGCGCGCCGCCCCGGGGCCGUGGCGCGCCGCCCGCCAGUCCCGCAGCCAGGGGGUUCUCAUCCAGCCGCUCACGUGGAGCCACCAGAGGCAGGGGACGGGGAGCCGGCAAAACUCAGACCACCAUCAAGAACGACAUCAAGAGCAGCAAAAAUGAAAAGCAGCGGGACGAGAUCGCUCUAUCCCGGCCGUGGAUCAACGACGCGCUGCGGGCCGAGAUAAAGAAAAAGUCGGAGCUGCAGGCCAUCUCGAUGAAGUCCAAGUCGGAGAAGGACUUUGAAGCGUUCAAGGAGCAGCGCAACAAGGUCGGCAACAUGCUGCGCGCCGCCAAACUCGAGUACAUCGGCAUGCAGGAGGAGGAGGACGUGGACAAGAUUAUGGCCGACGCUCGGCAAAAGACAAAGGAAUCUAUGACCGAAACCAAAGGCGAGGUGAAAACUGAGAACGGUAACGGCACGUCGGACGCGGCCCCGGCGGAAGCGACCGCCAACGGAGAGGCCGCCGCUGACGCCCCAGUCAAGACGGAGCCGGCGGCGGAGGCGGCCGCCGUCUAGCACCUGGCUCCCGCUCAAGCCCCUGCGGCCUACCUGUCUUAUGUUGGUCCCCGCUCCAUCGCUCCCUGUGUUCAGCCCCGUGAAGACUGAGCCGCCGCCCGGCGGCGGCUGCGCGAGAUUACAGUUCACUGACAGCCCGAUAGAUGGAGGGCGAUACGCCGUGUUGUGAGAGGAAUGACGUACCGUCGGUAGGUUUCCUCGGCCGGGCGAGGUCACACCCCGCCCCGCGGGAACUGUGGGCCAUUCCCGUGGAAUGGCGUGCUUAUGUUGAGGCGAAUUGGCGGCGGACCGAGCGCCUGCCUCCCCAGGAGAGCCGCAGCCCACAACCUCAGUUGGUUUUUACAGUACAACGGCGUCGGACCAUGCGUUCAUCUGAGGCGGGCAGCUGAGGCCCGCAGGUACCCGUGGCGAGAGGCCAUUUUUGUACGUGCUUCUGGCAUUCAAUACACGGGUCAUUCCUGGCA
Molecule: messenger RNA, 1557 nt
Organism: Amphibalanus amphitrite
Lineage: Eukaryota; Metazoa; Arthropoda; Thecostraca; Balanomorpha; Balanidae
Product: formin-like protein 20
Exons: 4
Coding region: 275-1093 (272 amino acids)
Molecular function (GO): DNA binding
Source: RefSeq, a predicted model, not a curated record